UCACAAGCGGAAGAUGGCAGGUGGGUCUUCCUUGUCAAACGCUCUACUCAACUCAGCCGCCGUUGGACCUGUGUGUUGAAGCAGGGCAGUGUCGCCUCUCAUACACGGAAAUGAAAAACUGUUCAUAUCUGGAAGUACUCAGCUUUACUUGUGUUACCGCAUGUUUCUGUUGAAGAACUUGAAGUGUUCAUGUUGUGCGACUCACUGUUGUUGUGUAAUCUUCCACUGGCAUUUUUGCCAGCGACAAAUUACAUUAAUUUCCAAGGGGUCGUCAAAAGCUGCACCCUGAUCUGUGCAUCUGUCUAUUUAGAAGAUGACAGGAGAAAAGAUCCGAUCCCUUCGUAAGGAUCACAAACCGAGCAAAGAUGAGGAUUUACUGGAACCGGACGAGGAAGCUGCAACUGGGACAUUCACAUCAUCAACUAGGACUAUUAGUGGUAAAGGGAAAGCUAACAAGAUAUUCAGCAAUCACAAGAUAAUCAAGUCUGCAGCGACACAACAGCAACAUAAUCAACAACAAGCGCAAGUCAAUGCAAACACUAAUACAAUUGCAACCUCAGACACCGUCGAUGAUAAAAAUAAAAAUCCCAUCAUUCGAGCAGGGCAAGAUUUCCCAGUUCACGAAUGUGUGUUCAAAGGAGAUGUACGGCGAUUAUCAUCACUCAUUCGAACUCAAAAUAUUGCUCAGAAGGAUGUGCAUGGGAACACACCACUGCAUCUCGCAGUCAUGACGGGCCACAAAGAGUGCGCCCAUCUGCUCCUGGCCCAUAAUGCACCUGUGAAGGUGAAGAACGCUCAGGGCUGGAGCCCUCUCGCUGAAGCCAUCAGCUAUGGAGAUCGACAGAUGAUCACGGCACUUUUGAGGAAACUCAAGCAGCAGUCCCGGGAGAGCGUGGAGGACAAGAGGCCGCGGCUGCUGAAAGCUCUCAAAGAGCUUGGUGAUUUUUAUUUAGAACUUCAUUGGGAUUUUCAAAGCUGGGUGCCUUUACUCUCACGAAUACUCCCAUCUGAUGCGUGUAAGAUCUACAAACAGGGCAUCAACAUCAGGCUGGACACCACCCUCAUCGACUUCACCGACAUGAAAUGCCAACGGGGUGACCUCAGUUUUAUCUUCAAUGGCGACGCCGUCCCGUCCGAGUCCUUUGUGGUGCUGGACAACGAGCAGAAGGUGUACCAGCGCAUCCACCACGAGGAGUCGGAGAUGGAGACGGAGGAGGAGGUGGACAUCCUGAUGAGCAGUGACAUUUACUCCGCCACGCUCUCCACCAAAUCCAUAACCUUCUCCCGCGCACAGACCGGCUGGCUCUUCAGGGAAGACAAAACGGAGCGUGUGGGGAACUUCCUGGCUGACUUCUACCUGGUGAACGGGCUGGUUCUGGAGUCACGGAAGCGUCGCGAGCACCUGAGUGAGGAGGACAUCCUGAGGAACAAGGCCAUCAUGGAGAGCCUCAGCAAAGGCGGCAACCUCAUCGAGCAGAACUUUGAGCCGGUGAGGCGGCAGUCUCUCACAGCUCCUUCUCCAAACACCAUCUCCUGGGAGGAGUACAUCACGGCAGAAAACGGAAAAGCUCCUCACCUGGGCAGGGAGCUGGUGUGUAAAGAGAGCAAGAAGAACUUUAAGGCAACGGUGGCCAUGAGUCAGGACUUCCCCCUGGGCAUCGAGUCGCUGUUAAAUGUUCUGGAAGUGGUUGCCCCCUUCAAGCACUUUAAUAAACUCAGAGAAUUUGUCCAAAUGAAACUCCCUCCUGGCUUCCCUGUUAAACUAGACAUCCCUGUGUUCCCAACUAUCACCGCAACGGUCACCUUUCAGGAGUUCCGCUACGACGAGUUCGAGGACUCGAUCUUCACCAUACCCAAUGAAUACAAAGAGGAUCCCAGUCGCUUUCCUGACCUUUGAACCUGCGACCCUAACAACGGAGCGAGAGAGAGAGAGAGAGAGAGAGAGAGACAGAAAGCGGCAUCUCUCACUCCUAAAAGGACUGCUUAUGGACUCACAGAAGGGCAUUGAUGCCAGUGUGUUCCUAAUGGGGUGAAAUAACAUAGGGAGCUUUUUUUUGUAUAUUAUGGAUGUGCUGUAUGUAAUGUUUGAUCGUAAAAGGGAAUAUGUUGAACUGACCUGUAGCGAAGCACUGAAAUGAAUAUCUCUCCAUGGAACAAAACAACUGCACGAACCGACAGACAAACACUGCCCCUCAACGUGGGGCAAGAAGGGUGCGUGCGUGCGUGUGUGUGUGCGUGUGUGUGUGCAGCGU
Molecule: messenger RNA, 2252 nt
Organism: Alosa alosa (allis shad)
Lineage: Eukaryota; Metazoa; Chordata; Actinopteri; Clupeiformes; Clupeidae
Gene: ankrd13c
Product: ankyrin repeat domain 13C
Exons: 13
Coding region: 314-1897 (527 amino acids)
Cellular component (GO): cytoplasm
Molecular function (GO): protein binding
Source: RefSeq, a predicted model, not a curated record